Molecule: messenger RNA, 1287 nt
Organism: Hibiscus syriacus
Lineage: Eukaryota; Viridiplantae; Streptophyta; Magnoliopsida; Malvales; Malvaceae
Product: putative methylesterase 11, chloroplastic
Exons: 5
Coding region: 4-1278 (424 amino acids)
Molecular function (GO): methyl indole-3-acetate esterase activity; methyl jasmonate esterase activity
Source: RefSeq, a predicted model, not a curated record
CUUAUGGGAAAUGCAUUUGAUUGCAUCGCUCCUACGAAUCAAAAGGAAACUUCAAGGUCCCGUGGCCGUCCCUCCCCCACCGCAACCCCCUUCAGUACACGUCCUUUCUUCAGCGGGCCGAGCUUGUUUUCUUCAUCUUCUUCAAGGAACAAAAAUACUAAGAAUAACAAGGGAUUAUCAUUGAGCUCCGACGGCGGCCAUGACUCAUCUUCUUCUAUUAUCCAAGAACAAGCUGUUGCGGCUGCUUUUCUGUUUCGACAUCAUCAGAGAAACGGUUCGCUUCCUAACUUCAUCCGAUCAACUUCCGCCGUUCAUCCAUCGCCGGGAAAUUCCAAGAAGCAAGGUUGUUUGCCCAAGAGUUUGAGCGCUAGGCGACGUUCAUUAUCCGAUCUUACGAUUACGCCUCAACUUGUUAACAGCCAUCAGGAACAGAAGAUUGGUAGUGUUGAAAGCAAGCAUUUUGUGCUUGUUCAUGGAGGUGGUUUUGGAGCAUGGUGUUGGUACAAAACAAUGACACUUUUGGAAGAAGCUGGAUUUAAAGUUGAUGUUGUCGAUUUGAUUGGCUCUGGGGUUAGUUCUUUCGAUACCAACAACAGUAUUACCUCCUUGGCUCACUAUGUUAAGCCACUCACUCACAUCUUUGAUAAGCUAGAAGAUGGGAACAAGGUCAUUUUGGUGGGACAUGAUUUUGGAGGUGCUUGUAUUUCCUUUGUGAUGGAGUUGUAUCCAUCUAAGAUUGCAAAAGCAGUGUUUAUUGCGGCAGCAAUGUUGACUAACGGCCAGAAUGCGCUGGAUAUAUUCUCCCAACAAAUGAAUUCAAAUGAUCUAAUGCGAGAGGCUCGUAUAUUUUUGUAUGGAAAUGGUAGAAAUAACCCCCCGACAGCUGUGGAUUUCGAUAAAACAUUGCUGAGAGACCUGUUAUUUAAUCAUAGUUCUGCUAAGGACGUUGCCUUGGCAUCGGUAUCAAUGAGACCGAUCCCAUUGGAGCCGGUUCUAGAGAAGCUUACUCUUUCCGACACGAACUACGGCUCGAUCCGACGAUUCUAUAUAAAAACUCAAGAAGACCGUGCCAUAUCCAUGUAUUUACAGAAAGCAAUGAUCGAAUCCGAUCCACCGGAACGUGUAUUCCGGCUUAAGGGAUCUGAUCAUGCCCCUUUUUUCUCAAGGCCUCAAGGGCUGCAUAAGAUACUUGUGGAAAUAGCUGAGGUUCCACCAAAGCAAACCUCUGGCAGUACAACAACUGAGCUGAGGCAUCUUUUGGAGAAUGAUACAUUGUGAACCUCAACA